AAGUUGUAGAUUUUGUAUUAAUAAAAGUAUAAACUAGUUAUGAUUAAACUUAUACAUCCGGUAUCACAUGGCGAAGGAUGGGUUAAAAGGAAAGAAAUUCUACGCGCUAGAAAAGGAUCGAAAUACGGAAUCAGGAAAGAUAGAAUAAGACGAGAAAUAGAUAGUGUAACCGAGACGGGAUCAGUGGAGACGAGUUCGCGUAAACCACCAGCGAAUCCAUCUCGUAUCUCCGCCGAAUGGAGCGGCGUGACUGGAGGACCACCAGCGGAAGUAGUCCUGCGAUUACAUCCUUCACCGACACCUGCCUUUCCUGCACAUACCACACGCUUCAAUCUAUCAACAGAAAUCGAGCGGAGUAAACCCACCGAUUGUCCACCCGCUGAAGUAGUUAACCGGCUACAUCCCCCUACAAAACCAGCCCAUCCCGAAAUUAUGAUCGCCAAUAUGUCUUUAGCUAAUAUUGAUGGCAGUGGAGUGGUCGUUCGAGCUGAAGAGGCCCUCAUAGUCGCGUUUGUGCUACUGCUAUGGGUCGCCGCUAUUGCGCUUUUCUUCAACCGUUGGGGCAAGAUCAGGUGCGUCUAUAAACUGAUGUUAGAACCAUAUCAGCCAAAGUUUCAACAGCAACAUCGGCAAAGUUGCGCUCUUGCGGAAAAUUCUGUGUCAGUACCGCCUCAUCAUCGAGCGUCCCUUUCAAGAGGAUGUGUUUCAUACGACUGCGGAGGAACAUUUCCUUCAUAUCAACCAUGUGGCUAUCUCGGACAUCGACCUAGACAGAAUUCCGUCUUCGUCGGAAGCAUGGGUGGGAUGGCAUUGAUACCAGAGAGUCCGCCGCGAAGAUCACGUUCCGCUGCUGAUCUUCCGGCCCUCACAACCCCCUCGGAACACGCGAUCCGUACACCUAGGUCUUCAAGAGCCGCGAGUCUCCACAGUGCUGUGGACCUCAGAGUCUGUGUUCCAUCACCCCGGACCUCAAGAGCUGCGAGUCUCCAUUCAGCUGUUGACAUGCCUCAAGGAUCAGUUCAGGUCCACGUCCGAGGUUCAGCGACAAAUCUGAACAGACCAAAAAGUCCAAGACGCUUAACAAUCACUAACGUGUAAUAUCCAAAGUAAAGUCACUUCGCUGACUGAAGACCAAUUAUUCUUUUAAUUACAAUGUAAAUGUGA
This is a messenger RNA of Nymphalis io (European peacock), 1164 nucleotides long. RefSeq lists its product as uncharacterized. The record is from RefSeq and is a predicted model, not a curated record. Bases 40 to 1098 code for a protein of 352 amino acids. Lineage: Eukaryota; Metazoa; Arthropoda; Insecta; Lepidoptera; Nymphalidae. The transcript is spliced from 9 exons.